AACACCACAAUCCUCUAACAGUAACCUCAUGCCAAUCAAACCCAAAAUGUCCCAUCUCCAAACCCUCCUCACCACCGCCGCCCACCCUCUCCCCCCAAUCCACCACCCCACCUUCGCCUCACACUUCGACUCCCUCCUCUCCUCCUCCCGCAUCACCCUCCUCGGCGACGGCAGCCACGGCACCUCGCAAUUCUACUCCGCCCGCGCCGAAAUCACCAAACGCCUCAUCACCCACCACGGCGUCACCACCAUCGCCAUCGAAGCCGACUGGCCCGACGCCGAAACCAUCGACCGAUACAUCCGACAACGUCCAGCCCCGAAACCCUCCUCCUCCUCCUCGGCCUCGCAACCCCCCUUCCAACGCUUCCCCACCUGGAUGUGGCGAAAUCGCGAAACAUUCGACCUGAUCGAAUGGCUGCGCACAUACAACGCCUCCCGUCCCGCGGCCCAACAAGUCGGCUUCUACGGUCUGGAUCUCUAUAGUCUGGGGACGUCCAUCCGCGCCGUCACAGAUUACCUAGAUCGGAUCGACCCCGCGGCAGGUAAAGAAGCGCGACGCCGAUACGGCUGUCUCCAGCCGUGGGUAGAGGAUCCGACGGCGUACGGGCUCGCCUCGCUGCGGGGGAUGGCGGAUUGCGAGAAGGGGGUUGUGGAUAUGCUGCGUGACCUGUUACAGCGACGACUGGAGUAUACGGAGCUGGAUCCGCACGACGGGGAGGAAUAUCAUAGUAGUCAGCAGAAUGCAUACUUGGUGCGUGACGCGGAGAGAUAUUACAAGGCGAUGUAUUAUAGUUCUGCGGAGUCGUGGACGUUACGGGAUACGCAUAUGGUGGAUACGUUGCGGCGGGUGUUGAGGCGGAAGGGACCGGCGGGGAAGGCGGUGGUGUGGGCGCAUAAUUCGCAUUGUGGGGAUGCGCGGUAUACGGGGAUGGGGAGGGGAGGGAGGGAGGUGAAUAUUGGGCAGCUGUGUCGGGAGCAGUUUGGGGAUGGUGAUGGGGAUGGGGAGGUGGUGUUGGUGGGGUGUGGGACGCAUGCGGGGACGGUGGCGGCGGCGCGGGAGUGGGAUGAGAAGAUGGAGGUGAUGAAGGUGAGGCCGUCGCGGGAGGAUAGUUGGGAGUGGUUGGCGCAUCGGACGGGGGUGGAGAGUUUCGUGUGGGAUUUGAGGGGGAUGAAGGGAAAUGGGGAGUUGAGGGAGUUGAUGGAGAGGGAGAACCGGUUGGAGAGGUUUAUUGGGGUUAUUUAUCGGCCGGAGACGGAGCGCAUGUCGCAUUAUUCGGAGGUCGAUUUGUUGGAUCAGUUUGAUGCGUAUGUGUGGUUUGAUCGGACGGAUGCUGUACAGCCGUUGGAGACGGGGCAGCCGAAGACGGCCAUGGGGACGGAGGAGACGUAUCCGUUUGGGUUGUGAUGGAUGAAGUGAAGUUAUACUUAGACUACGGAGUACAUAUGUCGGAUAAGAGGGAAGGGUUAGAAUGGUGGGUUAGUAGAGGAAUGUGGUAUGGUAUAGUAAAUGUUG
Messenger RNA from Aspergillus ibericus CBS 121593, 1513 nucleotides. Its product is annotated as putative erythromycin esterase. Lineage: Eukaryota; Fungi; Ascomycota; Eurotiomycetes; Eurotiales; Aspergillaceae. Bases 29 to 1405 code for a protein of 458 amino acids. The record is from RefSeq and is a predicted model, not a curated record. Gene Ontology annotation, biological process: response to antibiotic. The transcript has a single exon.